This is a messenger RNA of Ictalurus punctatus (channel catfish), 2162 nucleotides long. RefSeq names its product putative protein MSS51 homolog, mitochondrial. The record is from RefSeq and is a predicted model, not a curated record. The transcript has 7 exons. Lineage: Eukaryota; Metazoa; Chordata; Actinopteri; Siluriformes; Ictaluridae. Bases 107 to 1387 code for a protein of 426 amino acids.
GAGAGAAGAUAGAUAGAUAGAGAGGAGAGAGAGAGAGAGAGAGAGAGAGAGAGAGAAGAGAGAAGAGAGAGAGCAGGUGUGUUAAUCUGCAGUAUCCGAGAAUAAAAUGGCGGGUAAGAUUCCAGCACUCCCAGAAUCCUUUGCUCCGAGUCCUGACAGUGUUUUUUCUGAUCAGUUUGGAUUCUACUCUUUGGACUCGAACGUUCCCGGCCUCUCCAAAGUCAUCCUGGACAAUCUGAACAUGAAGGACUACUCAGAGUAUAGAGCGGCUCUGGAGGGCAGGGGGAAGGUGGGCUUCCGCUCUCAUAAGGAGAUGUUCCAGAAAAUGGAGGAGACGUUUAGAUUCUGUGCCUGCUGCUCUACACUCCCCACCCGUCUGUCUGAUCCCUCACUGCUCAGGCGCUGUGGCAAGUGUCUGAACGUGUACUACUGCAGUAAAGAGUGUCAGAGGAAGGACUGGAGUCUUCAUAAGAAGUUCUGUAAGAAGCUGCGGGUGGUGGCCAUAGACAGGCUGGUAGACUGGCUGGUACACACAGGAGACCUGCCCUUCCCCACAGAAACAUGGCCUCGUCCUGCUAAAGAGGUCCGGUGCUGGGAUGAUUGGCUCUCCAUGCAGGGCGACCUCACAGCCCGGAUGGACCCGAUCCUGUCUGGGAAGAACAUGACAGACCUCUGGAUCAACGCUUGCCGGCCACGCCCAGAUGAGGCGGAGCUUCGUGAAUCUGUGUGGCGCGUGUGUAGCGAGUUCCUCUCACGUCCACUGACGAUAGGUCUCGGAAUUCGGAUGUUUUGUCUGGACCCGUAUUCCCGACCUCUCACCAUCCACCUGGUGGGGGCUGGUCAUAAUGAGACCCUGGGAGCGAGGACAAAGGAUCUGGAUGAGCUGAGUCGUAUGUUCCCUGGACAUCAGGGUCUGGAGGUGGUCAUGGUGGGGCCAGAGGUAGUGAAAGGGCCGAUUAUGAGGCCUCCAUUAAGGGCGUUUGGUCCACGAGGAAGGGUCUACAUCAGCGCCUAUAAGGGUCUGUACCAUGAGUUCUGGGAGGAGCUUGUGGAGAAAGGAGAGGCAGCCAAACCAGACCUUGUGGUGGGGUUUCAUCCAGGGUUUCAUGCGUCUCAGGGAUUGGGAGAAGGAUGGCUGCCCACACUGCUGCUCCUCAGAGAUUACAGCAUUCCCUCAGUGUUCACCAUGUACAAUGAUGGGGAGUUGAAGUAUUCUGUGCAGAUCUUGGUGGAGUUGGAGAUGGACAUUAAAGGCACUGGGCCGAACCCUUUCAGUUCCCAGAAGCCCGAGCAGGUGCAGUCGAGUCCCAACAAAGAGCCGAGCUACUGCAAUGCCUUCUACCUUUACUUCCAGGGCCUGCUGGAGGACAAGCAGGAUGAGGACUAGAACCUUCAGACACCUUUAACCUCGUAUCUCCUGACUGGAGCACAGAUGAAUCCAAACAAAACAUGUAUAGGAACUAUCUAAAACUACCACAUAAAUCUCUGAGGAACCUUUAAUGACAACAGAGAAACUCAGAGGAACCUUCAAACUCCAGAUAAAUCUCAAGAGGAAACUUUAAUCUCCACAAAGUCUAAGUCUGCUUAAAUAUUCAUAAACAAGAUCUGGAGAACAUUCUUUUUCCACUAACAAGGUUGAGAGAGCCUUUAAUCUCCACAAGCGUGCUUAGGAAAACCUUUGAUCUCCAUGGGCAUUCUGACAGAAGCUUUCAUUUUUCAUCUAAUCUCUAUAAAUAAGUAGAAUCUGUAAAACUUUAUCUCCUAUGGAAACUCCUGUGAAAUCUCCUGAAGAACUGUAAAUCUUCAAAAAGACGUUUUGCAAAAUGUUUCAUUUCUGCAAAUAUGAUAUCAGGAACCUUUAGUCUCCCCAAAAAAUCUCUGAGGAACCUUCAAUCUUCACAAACAAACUCUGAGACUGUUUCAGUAUUCAACCCUAACAAGGACCAAUGAAUCUUUCGUCUUUACAAACAAGUUUCUCAGAACCUUUCAUUCACACUAAGAAGAAUAUCAGCAACCAAGCUCUGAGCAAGCUCCUGGAGAAUGUUAAAUCUUCAGAAAGAAGUUCUGAAAACCUUCGAUUUCCACAAAUAUGAUAUCAGGAAGGAACCUUUAAUCUCCACACAUGAAUUACACUCUGAGGAACCUUUAAUCUUCAAAAGGCA